This is a messenger RNA of Filobasidium floriforme, 2327 nucleotides long. RefSeq names its product putative GTPase activating protein for Arf-domain-containing protein. NCBI's taxonomy places the organism in Eukaryota, Fungi, Basidiomycota, Tremellomycetes, Filobasidiales, Filobasidiaceae. The coding region runs from base 170 to 2230 and encodes 686 amino acids. The transcript is spliced from 6 exons. Gene Ontology annotation, molecular function: GTPase activator activity. The record is from RefSeq and is a predicted model, not a curated record.
AUAGAGAACGAGGCUUUCGGGUACCGGAACGUCAGGUGUGGUAGGUGGGCAGGGGAAGAAGGAUAGGAGGAAAUCGUUUGGCUUGGGGAAGACGGUCAGCGCGUUAGAUCCAGAUCGAGCGGGGAGCAGUACGGUGGGCGUCUUGGAGGGCAAGAAGAAACAUCGAGGGAUGGGAAGCCGGAUAAGGGGGAUGAUCUCGUCCGCUUCCUCGAUACAUGGAGGGUUAUCCUCCAUGGUCGGGCACAAUAGCAAUAACAACAAGGAUGAGCGGGAUCGGGCCAAAACUCAACAGGGACAUAACAAUGUAUCGGUUGGGAUCGAAGGUCCUACCGCGGUGUCGUCAAGUAGAAUGUCACUGCAGAUCCCUUCUAGGGUCUCACCGGCGCUGGAAGAGAUGGAGGGAGAGGAGACGUACAGACGACCGAAAAUGUCCAACAGGUUGUCGCUGCAGUCGGUACCUUCUCGGCAUCAAGACGGACGUCGUUCGCCAUCCGGAGCGUCUCUUUUCACGCAAGAAGGUGAUCGGCCUGCAGGAGGCCUGCUGUCUCCUACGAUAUCAAUAAUGACUACGGCAACAGAAUCUGCUGCUUCCCAUGUACCGACAGUACCGUCCUCUACUGCACCCACGCCGACGAUGGCGGGGUCUAAGAAAUUCCCGACAUUCCGUGAUUUGCAGGACCAGUCUGCCGCCGAGAUGCUCGAAGAGGAGAUGAGGCGGGUUCAGGCGGGCAGAAGGAAAGAAGGCCUGGUCUGGAGUCCUGGAGUCUGGGAAGGGGUAGGAGUUUCUAGUGGACGACACGCUGGCGAGCGCAAGGAGAAGGUCAAAUGGGAGAGUUGUUGGAUGGUUCUGUCAUCUUGCAAGAUGUACGAGUACCGGGGUGGGGUCUCGAGUAAGCUAGGCAGCGCCAGUCAGGUCAUCGACCUACGCUUUGCCACUGCUCGGGAAGGUCGUGAUACCGAUAGGCGGUAUGCCUUCGAGAUCGUGACGCCUACGCAAGGAAAGCGGAUGUAUCAGGCAACUUCUGCCGAGGAGAUGAAGUCGUGGCUUUAUGCCAUAUCGAACGCCGUCGAAUCGGUAUUGAACGGGACCUCGUCGUUUCGCGACAUCAAUCAAUUGGUCAACCAUAAUCGUGAUUCGGUGGAUGAGCACGGUAUGUCUACUGGUCCAUCAGAGAACCCGAUCGGACUUGGAUUUCCCAGUCUCUCGAUAGGAGACGCGGAUGAUCCGAUAUCGAGCUGGCCGAAGCCGGUCACCAAGAAGCCUUCUCUGAAAGAGGCUCUUCGCCAAAGCAGAACAAGUCUAGGAUUCGGUCAAUCGAAAUCCCGAUCGGAUCUGAGCGGGCUACUCAAAGAUCACUCCAAGUCUGGUGGUGUUGUGCGCAAUACUCGGUCCAGCUUGAGUGUACCGAGUCAUCGACCACAUCCUGCAGCCCUGGGUAGUCGCAGUCGGCAAUCGAGCCGGUCGUCGAGAAGCAGUGGGAGAGCAUUGUCGGUGUUUGAACACAGCGAUGAAGGUGGUCGGUCAGUCGACGCUCCGGCAGCCAGAGGUAGUCUUCCUUCGGUACCACCCACACAACAUCGGAAAGGGUCUGGAUAUUCAAUGGAAUUUGACGACGGUAUGCGACGAGCUAUCCUAGUCGCCAAUAAUAGCGAAAACGAGGACGGUUUCGUCUCGCCGCCCGCAGACACAGGCACUGGACAGGUGCCGCUAAAAGCUAGACCACAGUCGGUCGGCCAGUUACCCUUGUCGCGCACGCCAACUCGCGUUUCCCAAAUAGAUGCUGACAGGCAGGUGGCCAUCGCCGAUAUGGCCAUGCUCCGUAAGGUGGCCGAUCAGCCCAGCAAUCAAACCUGUGCGGACUGCAGACGGUCAUUGCGAGGAGAAUAUACACAGCGCUGGGCGACCGUUUCGCUACAUAAUCACCCGAUCGUCAUGUUCCUCUGUCAACGAUGUGCGGGUAUCCAUCGAGGUCUUGGGUCGCACGUCUCGAAAGUGCGAAGUCCGGAUCUUGACAAGUGGACAGAGGAGAUGAUCCUUACCGCCAGGUCUAGCGGGAACAUGCGGGGUAACGCGGUUUGGGAGAGGACUAGACCGGAUGAAUCCGAUCUUCAGGAUCUGUCCCUCUCGGCUCUCAAAGCUCACAUCGAGAAGAAAUAUUUACACGGCGUCUGGCUCAGCCCAGAAGAUCGCGCUUUGUAUUUCGACGAACCGCGCGGGAUCGCCUUAUAAUGCCGUAUCUCGAAUGUAUAUACAACCCGGUCAUACCUAUCUCUUGAAAAUUUGACCGUCAUACUUUUGCCUAUCAGUAAAGUUUAAGACGUCCGCU